CAACUUUAAGGGCCACACACAUGCUUCGCACAGAUGGCCAUUAUUGUGAGCAGCAACUGGCCUGGCCCCCCCACAUUAUUGCAUCUCAGGCCUUUCUGAAGUUUCUAGUUCGUACUGCUACGGUGACUUAGUGCGAGCAGCCGCUAUGCAUUUCUCUCACAUGAAUUUAUUGCGAUAGCAAAUUGACAAAGCCCCUUCAUUGAGUCCUCUGUUUCCAUGUCCGAAACCCGAUUAGCUUCCAAUCUUCCCUAAUUUUCUUAAGCCAAGUGUACAUACAAUCGCCACACCAGCUUUUAAAACCCGGAAGCAGUAAGCAAUCAGAGCUGCAUACGCCACAGAGAGAGAGAGAGAGAGAGAGAGAGAGAAUGGAAAGCAAAGGGGGGAGCAAUGGAUCAACUACAGAUGAACUUCACGUAGUGAUGUUCCCGUACUUGGCAUUCGGCCACAUAGUCCCAUUCAUACAUCUCUCCAACAAGCUCUGCUCCCAUGGCGUCCGAGUCUCCUUCGUCUCCGCUCCAGCCGCCGUCCCCCGCAUCGCCUCCUCCCUCCACCCCACCAUCCAAAUCAUCCCUCUCCAAGGCCUCCCCCCCCACCUCCAGAACACCUCCGACCUCACCCCCGCCAUGGCCGAACUCCUCAAACACGCCCUCGACCAAAUGCAGCCCCAAAUCAAAACCCUCCUGUCCACCCUCAAACCCCACUUGAUCUUCUUCGACUUCGCCCAACACUGGCUCCCCUCCCUCGCCUCCGCCCUCUCCAUCAAAACCGUCCACUUCUCCGUCUUCUCCGCCCUCUCCGCCGCCUUCAUGACCGUCCCCGCCCGACGCGCAGCCUCCGCCUCCGCCGAUGACCUGAAAAACCCUCCUCCCGGGUUCCCCACCACCGCUGUCACCGCCCUCCGAACCUUCGAGGCCAAAGACUUCUCCUACAUCUUCAAGAGCUUCAACGGCGACCCCUGUGUCUACGACCGAGUCCUCGCCGGCUUCCACAGCUGCGACGUCGUGGCUUUCAAGACCUGCAUGGAGAUGGAAGCGCCGUACGUGGAGUUCGUGAAGACCCAGUUUGGCAAACCGGUUCUCUUAGCCGGUCCGCUCGCUCCAGAGCCGCCGUCCGGCCAGUUGGACGACAAAUGGGCAAAGUGGCUGGGGAAGUUUCCGGCGAAGUCGGUCAUAUUUUGCUCGUUCGGGAGCGAAACGUUCCUCACUGACGAUCAGAUAAAAGAGCUCGUUCUGGGGUUGGAGCUCACCGGACUUCCCUUCUUUCUCGUUUUGAAUUUCCCGGCCGGCGCGGGCGAAGACAGGGUGGCGAAAGCAUUGCCGGAUGGGGUGAUGGAGAGGGUGAAGGAGAGGGGGGUUGUGCACAGUGGGUGGGUGCAGCAACAGCACAUACUGGCGCACGUUGGCGUGGGGUGCUACGUUUGCCAUGCAGGGUUUAGCUCAGUGAUGGAGGCUAUGGUGAAUGAUUGCCAAUUGGUGAUGAUGGCACAGAAGGGAGACCAGUUCAUGAACUCUAAGCUGGUAAGCAUGGACAUGAAGGCUGGAGUGGAGGUGAGGAGGAGAGAGGAGGAUGGGCAUUUUGGGAAAGAGGAUAUAUUGGGAGCAAUUAUGGAAGUUAUGGUGGAGGCGGACAAGGAACCAGGGAAGUCCAUUAGGGCAAAUCACAAGAAGUGGAGGGAGUUUUUGAUUAAUAGGGAGGUUCAGAGUAAGUAUGUCUCAGACUUCGUCCAGGACAUGAAAGCCCUGGUUAAUAUAUGAGACUUAGUUCCAUGCAGCACGUGACACAUGCUCGUACGUACACCCAUGCAUACAUAUAUCUCAUUUUUAUGUAGCUUAUCAUGGGCUUAAUUUCUGUUUACCGAAUCAUUAGAAAUUAUCUUAGAACCAUGUAAUUUCUGGAUUUCUAUAAAUAAAGAUGGUGUGCAGAGUGUGAAUUUUGUAA
Molecule: messenger RNA, 1938 nt
Organism: Malania oleifera
Lineage: Eukaryota; Viridiplantae; Streptophyta; Magnoliopsida; Santalales; Ximeniaceae
Product: anthocyanidin-3-O-glucoside rhamnosyltransferase-like
Exons: 1
Coding region: 366-1754 (462 amino acids)
Molecular function (GO): UDP-glycosyltransferase activity
Source: RefSeq, a predicted model, not a curated record